This is a messenger RNA of Selaginella moellendorffii, 1155 nucleotides long. Its product is annotated as pentatricopeptide repeat-containing protein At2g33680-like. The record is from RefSeq and is a predicted model, not a curated record. Lineage: Eukaryota; Viridiplantae; Streptophyta; Lycopodiopsida; Selaginellales; Selaginellaceae. Gene Ontology annotation, molecular function: RNA binding; protein binding. Gene Ontology annotation, biological process: RNA modification. The coding region runs from base 1 to 1155 and encodes 384 amino acids. The transcript has a single exon.
AUGGAAGCGAGGAGAUUUGGCGAUGGCGCCAUCGCUCGGCAGCUAUUCUCGAUCAAGGCAAGUAUCGCGGCAUUGAAAUCUUUCACCGGCGCCAGGGAUUUGGAGAGAGGGAGGAGGAUCCACGCCGAUGCGAUCCACACAGGGUAUGAUUCCAAUCCUCGUGUGGCGAGUAGCUUGAUCAACAUGUAUGGAAAAUGCGGCAGCGCGAUGGAGGCUCGACGGGUUUUUGAUCGAAUCCAGGACAGGAACAGGGAUGUAGUGGUCUGGACAGCCAUGAUUCUUUGCUAUGCUGAGAAUGGGGAGGGGUUUCUUGCCUUGGAUCUCUUCUCCAAGAUGAUCCGCGAUGGCUUCUCGCGGAAUUCAUGGACUUUGGUAGCUCUUCUCAAGGCCUGCUCGAGCCUGGCAGCGAAAGAACGAGGUGUCCACGUCGGGGAAAAAAUCGUGAAGGCGGAUUCUUUGGAGAAAGGAAUGGCGAUUCACUCUAGAGUGCUGGGUGAUGAGCUGAGCAACACUUUCGUAGCAAACUCGCUCGUCAACUUUUAUGCCAGGUGUGGGAGCAUGGUGGAUGCGGCCAGAGUUUUCGACAGCAUGAAGGAGCGCGACGUGGUGUCCUGGAACGCCUUGGUUCUCGGGCACGUAGAGAAUGGAGAGCUCGAGCAGGCUCUAGAGGCGGUCACCCGAUGGAUUGAAGACGGCCAAGGUUUUGGAAGUUUCAACCAUCUCAGUUUCGUGGCUGUUUUCAAGGCUUGCAUUGGCUUGGCCGAGAGAGAAGAUGGUCAGCUCCAAGACAACGGUAAGCUUGUCAAAGUGAAGGCUUUAGAGAAAGGCAUGGCCUUCCACUCGCAAGCUUGCUUGUCCGGCUGCUCUUCGGAAGCUCUGCUGGCAGGCACGAUGGUGGACAUGUAUGCCAAGUGUGGAAGCAUGGAAGACGCUCGGCGAGUUUUCAAUGAGAUAGUUUGCGGCCGCGGCGGGGGCAGAAGCUCUGCCAUCGAUCUAGUGGUGCCUUGGACUUCACUUGAGAUGGGACUCGUAGAGAAUGGCGAAGCAGGCGUAGCUCUGGAGCUUUUCUAUCAGAUGGUCGACCACGGACUUACUCCAACUGCCGAACUUACGUUGCUGCGCUCAAAGCAGGCUGUGGCUGCCUGGAAGCGGUGA